AAAAAAGGAAGAAAAAUUUGGCAGUGGAAACAAUCAUAGUCAGUGGGAUUUGGGAUCACAAAGCAUUUGCUCAUAGAGAAGUUAAAAAUAAAAAAAUAAAAAAAUCCCACAUUUUGAUCAUCUAAAACAUGCGCUAAGAAAAAAAAGCUCUCUAGCUCUAUGCGCUAUAGCUCAGUCGUUAGACGGCUCCUCUCCUAGAGUGGAAAGCAAGCUAUACAAUCUAGAAGAGGGAAGCGUUGCCUUUUUUGCCAAGCUCCUACUGCUGGUCGUUGUCCUGGGAAGAGAAUCUUGAUCUUCCGUCCGGCUGGAGAAAUCAGCUGGGAAAGUUGUGGUCGCGGUCCCGUUGGAAAGUCUGGAACUUCGACUGCUUUUGCGCUCGACUUCUAGCUUUGCUCCAGAAAGCCAUGACGGAUUUGCUGAGCUUGUGCAAGAGCUCCGCCCAGGCCGACAAUGCCAAGGCCCUGGCUGCUUCCAAAAGCCACAGCGAAGCUGAGAGGCGGCGGCGGGAGCGGAUCAACAAGCACCUGUCCACCUUGCGAACGCUGCUCCCCAACACCGCCAAGACUGACAAGGCGUCCCUGCUGGCGGAAGUGAUCGAGCGCAUCAAGGAGCUCAAGCAGCAGGUCGCGGAGAUUUCCCAGUUUGGCCCCGUUCCCAGCGACGCCGACGAGCUCGACGUUGACGUGAUGGAAUCGCCGGUAGACGAGGGUGGGAAGGUGUUGAUCAAGGCCAGCAUUUGUUGCGCCGAUCGGCCCAGCCUGCUCACGGACCUCGUCCGGACGCUCAAGAGCUUGCACCUACGGACUGUCAAGGCGGAGAUGGCCACCAUGGAAGGCCGGACCAAGAACGUCUUUGUCAUGACCAUCAAGGACGAUGCCGAGCUGCUGGAGCCAACCUUGGCCUGCGUCGAGGAGGCGCUUAAGUCGGUCAUGGAAGAGCCAUCCUCGAAAGAGAACCAGGAUGAUGCUUGAAAAAAGGAACUCUUUUCUUUUCUUUGAUCUAAGAGCUUUUCGCAGCACCUGCAACAAAGGAAGCGUAAGUCAAUCGUCUGUAAACAGAAAAAAACCAAGGAACCUUUUAACCAUUGUGGGAGCAGGUGGUACUACGGAAAAUGAAAGAAUCUGUUAGAAAUCUUUGAUUUUCAAUGAAAUUAGAUGUGCUCUUUCAAUGAAUAAAUUAGAGCCUAUCACGUA
Messenger RNA from Selaginella moellendorffii, 1193 nucleotides. Its product is annotated as transcription factor bHLH30. Gene Ontology annotation, biological process: regulation of DNA-templated transcription. The transcript is spliced from 2 exons. Gene Ontology annotation, molecular function: DNA-binding transcription factor activity; protein dimerization activity. The record is from RefSeq and is a predicted model, not a curated record. Lineage: Eukaryota; Viridiplantae; Streptophyta; Lycopodiopsida; Selaginellales; Selaginellaceae. The coding region runs from base 405 to 971 and encodes 188 amino acids.